GAGAUAAAAAAAAGAGGAAACAGUGCGAGAAACCGAAAUGAAAUGAAAACUUCUGCCAGUGCGUUUCGUGUGUGUGCAGCAGCUUAUAAUGUGCCCAAUUGCCGCAGCAAGAUAGGAAAGUGCGAACUAGGAAAAUGCAUCCGCAAAGGGGCUGUAUUUGUUGCGUGUUGCGCGUUGGAUUAAACUGUAGAAGCCGAAACUGAGCGAAAACAAAACAAGAAAUCCUUCAAGCUUGUGCUCCGCGUGUGCGUGCGUGUGUGUGUUAAGCAUUCCUCCUAUCGCAAAGGGGGAGGUGGUUGGUUGGUUGGUUGAGUGGGGUGACAAAGGCAAGGGAGAAGCAGCAGCAGCAGCAGCACCCGCGAUCAGUAGUAGCAGCACGCCGAGAAGCAGCGACAGCGAUCUGCGAAGGAAAAAAAUGCAACGAUGGGCGAAACAGGGGCAAAAGGGAAAUCAGGCACAGCUGCAUGUGCUAGCUGCUACAACGCGAUAGAACCGGAACAGCAUGUGGCCGCCGUCGGUCAGCUGUGGCACGCGGAAUGCUUUAGAUGUUCGGUUUGCGAUGCACGACUGUCGAGCUGGUACUUUGAGAAGGAUGGACUGCUGUUCUGCCGGGAUGACCAUUGGUCCAAGUUCGGUGACUGCUGCCAGCAGUGCUCGCAGUUUAUCUCCGGACCGGCGAUGUUUGCCGGCGAUCACAAGUUCCAUCCGGAAUGCUUUCGGUGUGAAUCGUGCAAAGUGUUCAUCGGCGACAGGGAAUCGUACGCACUGCUGGAACGCUCCAAGCUGUACUGCGGAGGGUGCUACAAGCAGCAGCAACAGCAGCACCAGCAGCAACAACAGACCGCAUCGGAAGCUGCCGGUCGGAACGGUGCAAUAGUGUCGCCGACGAAGCAGGAACGGCAAAGAAUUCCACAUUCCAUCCGGCUGGUCGAGAUACCGUGGAGUGGCAAUCGAUCGGAUCGUAUCCGUCUGGCAACGGAUGAUAAACCGUCCGGCGUGAAGGGUGUUGCCAACGGAUGCAAAAGCGUUCGCAUAUCGGACUUGUUCUGCGCGGCGUACGGACAGAUGGGAAAGUACAUCUUUUCGUGCAUUAACACUGCGCUGGAUUCGUGCUGUGGUUUGCUUCACUUUAGAGUAACGCUCAACUCAGAUCUGAUGGCCCUGCGGGUCGGCGACAAGGUGCUGGAAGUGAACGGUACACCCGUGCGCGAUGUACCGCUGGAAAGUUUGCAAAAUCUCAUCGAAGCUUCGGCCGGCAAAGCCCUGCAGCUUACGGUCGAGCACGAUCCGGAUGUAGUGGCGCUGGCGACGGCCGGCGGGCUGCCCGGUUGCAAGGGCAUACUGUCCGCUUCGUAUGCCGGCACCGAAACGAACUGUACGGAUGUGCUGAAUAACAAUCAGAAUGAGGGUGAGGAGGAGUGCACGCGGAGCCUUUCGCCGAGCAAGUUGGAGCGAAUUUUCCGCAAGAAGGAUGAAGGCUACAUGAGCGGAUCGUCCCGGAAGCUGCAAAAGCGUCUCAAGGAUGUCAAUUGCAAUACGGCUACCAACAGUUUGAAGGAGAAGGAACGCAGCUCAAGCAUGUCGCGGCUGCUGGACGAACAUCGUACGAUGGCCACUGGUGGGGAGUUUUACGAUCUUUCCCGCACGAAGUCGUUCCGCGUGGAGCCGAAGGCGGCCCGCAUAUUCCGUGCCUCGGACCUGGUGCAGGGUGAGCUGCUCGGGAAGGGUUUCUUCGGCCAGGUGUUCAAAGUGACGCAUCGCGUAACGCAAGAGGUAAUGGUGCUGAAGGAACUGUACCGCGUCGACGAGGAGGCGCAGAAAAACUUCCUCAAAGAGGUUGCCGUGCUGCGGUCGCUGUCGCACCACAACGUGCUCCGCUUUAUCGGUGUGCUGUACAAGGACAAAAAGCUUCACCUGGUGACGGAGUUUAUCCCGGGCGGAUCACUGAAGGAGCUGAUACACGAUUCCGGCCUACCGCUGAGCUGGGCGCAACGGAUCUCUUUCGCGCGCGAUAUUUCCAGCGGCAUGAGCUACCUGCACUCGAUGAACAUCAUCCAUCGGGAUUUGAACUCGCUCAACUGUUUGGUGCGCGAGAACGGUACGGUGAUAGUGGCGGACUUUGGGCUUGCGCGCAUCAUUAAGCAGCCGCUGAUCAGUACGACGGCGUAUGAAAAGUGUACCGCCACACCACCGCAGCCAGCAGCAGCAGCAGCGGCAGCAGCAGCGAGCAGCGGCAAUAAUGGGACGAUCGGGCGCCGGGGCAGACCCCGCCGGCAGCGGUACACGGUGGUCGGCAAUCCGUACUGGAUGGCGCCGGAAAUGAUGCGCGGCAACAAGUACGACGAAAAGGUGGACAUCUUCUCGUUCGGCAUCAUGCUGUGCGAGAUCAUUGGCCGGGUGCAGGCCGAUCCGGACUAUCUGCCCCGCCUGCCCGACUUCGGCCUGAACGAGAAGGUGUUUCGGGAGAAGUUUUGCGGCCAGUGUCCGGAACCGUUCUACAAGAUUGCCUUCCUGUGCUGUGACCUGAAUCCUGACAAACGACCUCCAUUCCACGUGCUGCAGGGUUGGCUGGAAACGAUGGCCACCGUCGUGGCCCUGCAGCGUCCCAUUCCGAUACGCAUCAUCGACGAAAUCGACAACUUUAAGGGGCUGCGAAGCACGGAAUCGAGCCUGUGCACGACACCGGACGGGUUGACCACUCCGCCACCGUUGUCCGGGUACGGGCUGAAACCAUCGCUAAGCCGCAAGCGCAUUUGCGAAGGGCAGGAAGACACCGGCAGCACCCUGGAGCGGCAGCACAAGCUAAACGACACGGCAUCGGUACAACCGACCAGCUUCGACCUGGUGGACGGUGUUGUGUGCGAUGUGCCGGUAGAUAGUGACCUUCUUACACCUACCAACAGCAGCACACCUCGGCCGGUGGAGGAGCGGAUCGAACCGACCGCCCAAGCAGGGCCCGGAUUCGUCGUGGUAGAUUUUAACGAUAUACCAAAGUCCCCCCAUCUGGGGAAAGAUUUUUCCGCCAACGGGGAUCGCAUACGGGACAGCCUGCGGGCAAAGCGGCGCCAACGGAUGAUGCUCAGCCGGGAGAAUCAGCGCAAAUCGCUCGAUUCCAGUCUGCUGGUCGCUGCGGCCCGGCUUGGUGCAACGGAUCGACUGAUGGGCGAUGCCGUGGCCAAUGCCGCCGACGAUGGUAGUGCCUCGGAACCGAUCAGCUUAAUUAUGACUAAUGAAAUGAUCGCAAACGACGCUGCUGCUGCUGGUGCGGCUGCCGAUGUGCGUGCGUCGGAGUGUGUGCGUCCGUCGACGGAUCAGGUGCUCGCUUCGGUGAAAGAUAGCCUGGAGCGUGCCAAACAGCAGGGUGAGGUGCCGCGUGCUGUUGCACGGUUUGCAAUUGGCGGUGAAAGCUCCCAGCCGGACGGGCCGCAGAAGACGAAGCGCUACGGCGAGAAGGGUUUCGUAAUACACGUACAAAACGGGCAUCUGACGCUGAACAAUGUGCGCGAUCUGGAGAACUGUUCCGAUUUCGAUUCGAGCUGCGAUACGAGCCUGAACUAUCUCGAGGUAAACGGUAACCGGGUGGAGCAGCAGGAAGCAACGGACCCAACGGUGCCGAAGGCGACUCCAAAGAAGGACACUAAUCUAGUCGUCGAAAUGAUGUCGGUCGAGCGGGCGAAAGAUAUGUACCCGCCUGGGGAGCGUCGAAAGUGUGUCGAGAAGGAAAACAUUGCCCAAGGGUCGGACGCGGCGCUGGUGAACGCGUUGCCCGACGAACCGAAAUCGAUCGGCCCGGCAGUGAAAGCUACCUCUCCGCUGGCCGCGAUUCCAAUUCCGGAAAGGAACAGUGGGGCGGCGGCGGUGGCGGUUGCUGGAAAGGAUGCUAAAAAGGAGGAAAAAUCCCUUUCCUCCAGUGCUCAAAAAGCCGUCCAAUACACGCGGAAGCUGUUCCGGGUGGGCGAAACAGCCCAGUCGCCGGUCGCGAGUCCAACCAGCACGAAACGCUCCCACGAUCUGCUGGGUGCGCAUCGUGCCGGAGUGUCGCCGGGAUCGAAAGCAUCCGGCAAGGGGCAACACCACGUCCGGACGACCUCUUCAGAGCGGUCGGUGUUUUCGACCAAGCAGAAAAUAUCGCCCACCUCUGAUCCGGAACCACAGACCGGAUUCGGUGGCCAGACGUUCCCGUUGGCCGAUCGCUCCAAGCCAACAGCAACCGCUGCGGUAGUGGUGCACAACAAUAACCACAGUAUGGUGCAUUCGUACAAAUCUAAACCAAAUGAAGCGACGGAGAAGGGCAAUAAUGGGGCGGUACGGCAAUCGGCAGGCAAGCGCACCAUCACAGCUAGUUGUGCUGGAAAAGGAGCGUCCAGUGGAACGAACCGAUCGGUCAUUGGCGAUAGUGCGGUGUGUGUUGAUGCGAUGGUACCGUCCGCUGGCAAGCCGCCGAUCAGCUGCGGUGGUGGCGUUAGUGCUGCAACGCUGGCACGAUUGACGACAAAGGGAGGCCGCACGUACCGACCGGCGGAGCGUAUGACGGUGUACUACAACGAGAUGCGCUCGAACUCCGCUGGCAAGGAAAAGUACACCUCAACCCUUUCACCAACGGUUGGCAGUAGUGGCAGCAAUUCACGCACCGGGUCUCCUUCUCCUCCAGUCCCCAGUACAGCGGGUCGUUCUUUGCAAGCAAGCACCAGCAACAGUAGCCGCAGCACUGGCAUCCUUUCGCCCGGCAGCAUCCGUCGGCUUAACGCUCGUUUGCUGGAGGCGCGCAAAGCAAACGCCGCUUUAUCGCAGGACCGAUCGACUGGCAAAGGGAAAGCGAACGGGUCGCCAUUGCUUUCCAUGCCCUCGGGCACGGCAAAACCGGUGCCGGGGAUGGCACGGAAGGUACUGCUGACACCGGCCGGUGGUGCAGCAGGCCCGCUGCUUGGUAGUGUUGCGGGCGGCUAUGCCAGAGAGCGCAAGGUGCUGCCACCGGUCGCACCGCUGGUUAAGGUGCCGAAGUAACCGCGUCGAUCGAUUAUUGGCUGGUGGCUGGUGGUUGCUCACAAUUUGCAAAUAGUACCUUUUUUUAGGGAGAGAAAGUUUAUUGUCGUUUAAAGACACACUUAUAUAGUACACCAUUACAGAACUGCUGCUAACUGCUCAGCUAACGAUCUUAGGGAAAAAAGCCAGGCUCGAAUGUGCUCUCGUUAGGUAAAGAUAAGACUAGAAGAUGUUUGGCAAUAUUGAGCACCAAGGCCAUAUUGCGCAAAGCCAUUUUUGGUGCUCGCUCGCCGCUAAGCCACAUGGUGCGUGGUGUGCAACACACUUUACCGUACCUCUCCGAAAAGGAGGUACUAUCCCGUUAAAACUUCGAGUUCUCGAAGGUCCCACACACACACACACCUUCUUACUUAAGUGCACCCGUUUCAAACGUUUCCACCCAACACCCGUUAAUUCAAACUCGUCUCGCACACGGUUACUAUUAUUACCUUAAAACACUUUUAAAGAAAACACUCCUCCAAAGUCUCACUCCUCUUGCUCAGACUCACGCACGGCAUCAUAGGUGCAAAUAAUCUCUCUGUACUGUGUUGAGCGGUAAGCGAAGAAUGCUCCUGUUUUCGCUUCACCUGACCGGCCUCACCUAGAUUAGUGUGUGGCACUUUUUGGUUUGUUUUGUUUAUUCGUAAGAAUUCAAACGUGACUGUGACGUAUGGCAACAAAACAAAACAAAAAAGACGACGGUAGCUGUACAAGUAGCAGCUUUCGGUGUGUAUAGUUGGUUAGGUUUAGCCGAGCUUAGGUUUAGCUUUUGAAUAUUCCACGAAAAUGCCAUUUGUGUUUUUGCUUGCAUACACUGAUAUUCAAAUUGCGCUCUCCCUCCCCCCGGGUUUAAUACUAGUUUUAAAAGAUUAAGCUCGAAUUUUA
Molecule: messenger RNA, 5907 nt
Organism: Anopheles gambiae (African malaria mosquito)
Lineage: Eukaryota; Metazoa; Arthropoda; Insecta; Diptera; Culicidae
Gene: LIMK1
Product: LIM domain kinase 1
Exons: 9
Coding region: 424-5004 (1526 amino acids)
Biological process (GO): protein phosphorylation; actin cytoskeleton organization
Cellular component (GO): nucleus; cytoplasm
Molecular function (GO): protein binding; ATP binding; protein serine/threonine kinase activity
Source: RefSeq, a predicted model, not a curated record